Molecule: messenger RNA, 1471 nt
Organism: Cataglyphis hispanica
Lineage: Eukaryota; Metazoa; Arthropoda; Insecta; Hymenoptera; Formicidae
Product: transmembrane protein 138
Exons: 4
Coding region: 320-808 (162 amino acids)
Cellular component (GO): cilium
Source: RefSeq, a predicted model, not a curated record
GAAUUGUGAACAGAUAUAAUGGGUGUGUUCAGGAGGCAAACUAUUGCACAACUAUUGAUAGCAAUCGAACAUGAUUGGUUCUUAUUUCUAUAAUCUUAACAAAUCAACAUCGAGUGUUAACAAGACGAUGCUCAAUGAUUGUGUCUCCUGGAACGGAUUCAUUUGUAUUAAGAUCGGCGCAUAAUCAAAAUGUGGGCCGAGAUUGUUGCUUAGCAACCGUUUGAAAGAUGCAACAAAAUCUAAAAAUUACAGAUACAUAUACAUAUCUAAUUUUAAUUUUCACAUUCUACGAUACUUUUUUACGAUACAUAAAUGAUAAAUGAGUUCCUUAAAUACGAGGCAAUAUACGGCGAUUGUGAUCUUGCAAUAUAUUAUAUUGCUUUUUGACAUUUGUGUAAAUUCAUUCGCAAGCUUUGCCAGACAGCAUCCGACAGAUUUGUUGGUACUUUAUGUGAUUCAAGAUUUUUGCCUUAUUGUAGCCCUUACUCUUCUCUUGGUGAACUUCUUUUCUACCUAUAUUUUUCAGGCAGGUUUGAUACAAUUGUUAUAUACAAGAUUCCGCAUGACAUUAAUAUUGUGUAUAAUAUAUAUGAUAUUAUCAAUCAGUUUACAUACAUGGCAUAUUACUAUACAUUGGUCAGCACCAUUAAAACAUUAUUGGACAAAAGGAUUUCAUAUUCUUUAUUCUAUACACAGGACAGUUGCAGUGUUGUACUAUUACUUCUAUAAGAGAGCCUCUUUGAGAAUUGGGGAUCCGAGAUUUUACAAAGGCUCUGUCUGGGUACAAAAGCAAUUGAGUAUACCAUAACUAUUUAAGUAAAAAUUUGAAUGAUAUAUAUAGAUUAUAAAGUGUGUGCAAUCUCAGUAAUAUAAAAGUAGGAAUACAUUGGUUUAUAUUUCAAAUUUACAUUACAUUAAUUUUAAACUACUUAUGUAGCUACCUUUGUAUUUAUAUAAAUUCAUAUAAUUAUAUUACAUAGAUAAAACAAUGAAAUUGGCACACUAUUUAUAUAUGUCAAAAUAUAUCUAAAUUAUGUUUGUGUAUCAUACAUAUACAAUUUACAUUUUUAUAUACUAUGUAAAAAAUUUCUAUUAUAAAGUGUCUUUAUACAUUUUUAUCUUUAAAAUCACGAGAAGAAGACAAAUUUAUAUAUUAUUGAAAAAUAAUUAUAUCUAUAUACAUUAUACACAUUAAUGAAAAAUUAAUAUAUCAUUAUUCUGUGAGAGAUAUUUCCUAUACUAAUUUUUACAAGUGCUAUUUUCUAAUGUGUGUGCGUGUAUGUACAUAUAUAUCCAUUCGUUAAAAUGUAUAAUAUCUUAAUACCAAAUCACUUGUAGACUUUAUAAUAUGUAAUUGUGAUUUCUAAUUUACAUCCCGAAAUGUACAAUUUCUUGUUAAUAAGAAUAUCCAAUUGCCUUUUUAAGGAAAUAAGGAAAAAUAUAAAUUUGUUGAGAGAGAGAGAGAGAGAGA